GUCUAUUCAUGCUGCAAUUGAUUUGUCGACAAGCUCUGGGACAUUUUUGCAAGGAGAGAAGACCAUUGUUUCUUUCUACCAAUCGGCUGUUUAGUAAAAAGAUGUUAAGUUACCCUAAGAGAACAAAGUUGGAAUCGGACGAGAGAGAAGAUGUCUUAUCUCCUCUGAAGAAAGCGGGAUGGACAAUGGUGGAAGGGCGUGAUGCAAUUUACAAAGAAUUCCUGUUCAAAGAUUUCAAUGAGGCCUUUGGAUUUAUGACAAGAGUAGCAAUACAGGCAGACAAGAUGGAUCAUCACCCAGAGUGGUUCAAUGUUUAUAAUAAGGUACAAAUAACACUCAGUACUCAUGACUAUGGAGGCCUGUCCCACAGGGAUGUAACAUUAGCUAACUUUAUAGAGAAGUGUGCAAAGUGAACAGCACUCCACAGAUGUCUAUCAUAAUAUAGAAUCUCAAAAGCAUUCCAGAUAUGUGGUGUUAAUGAACAAAAUGUGUUGUACUGUCUGAUGUGUUUACUUUCUUGUUGAUGGUAGAGGGUAGAGACAUAUAUAUUGAUGGAAGUGUCUGUUCUGUUGAUGUUAGUCUAUUCAUGUACAAAGUGCCAGGUGUACAAACCUUAAUUUACAUUGGAUGAAAGUACAGUAUUAACUUUGAUAAAGACAGAUUUAAAAUUCAGCAUCUCGUCACAGUGAAUAUUUAAUACUAAAGCAUACUUUGAAUAGCUGAUGUAUAAUUUUAUAACCAGUUUUGUGAAGAAUUAAACUGAAUAUGAAUUUA
Messenger RNA from Saccostrea cuccullata (small rock oyster), 774 nucleotides. RefSeq names its product pterin-4-alpha-carbinolamine dehydratase-like. Gene Ontology annotation, molecular function: 4-alpha-hydroxytetrahydrobiopterin dehydratase activity. Bases 9 to 413 code for a protein of 134 amino acids. Lineage: Eukaryota; Metazoa; Mollusca; Bivalvia; Ostreida; Ostreidae. The transcript has 4 exons. Gene Ontology annotation, biological process: tetrahydrobiopterin biosynthetic process. The record is from RefSeq and is a predicted model, not a curated record.